CGGAAUUGGUUCCUGGUUUGAACGCUAGAGGGCCGAAACUCAACGGACACAGGCCCGCCAUGGCAGAAAACGUGUACUCGAAAGGGACACGUGUCUGGUUUGUGGACAAGGAACAAGCCUGGAUUUCCGCGGAGGUUACGUCGGUUAGCCGUGCUGCAGACGAUACUGUCAAGCUUGUAUUCGUUGAUGAACGAGGCAAGGAGACCGUGGUUGAUACGACUGUGAAGGAUAUCAAGGCCAACAAAGAAGGACUCCCUCCAUUACGCAACCCUCCUCUCCUCGAGACCGCCGACGACCUUGCCACACUCUCUCAUCUCAAUGAGCCGUCAGUUCUACAUACCAUACGGAACCGCUAUGCGCAACAUAGCAUAUACACUUACUCGGGAAUAGUUCUUAUCGCUAUGAACCCAUUCCAGCGGGUAACCAUGUAUGGACCAGAAAUCAUACAGGCCUAUAGCGGACGACGUCGUGGUGAAUUAGAGCCUCACCUGUUCGCCAUAGCCGAGGACGCCUAUACAGCAAUGAGGAAAGAUGGAACCGGACAGACCAUCAUCGUCUCUGGUGAAAGUGGUGCUGGGAAGACGGAAUCAGCCAAGCUCAUCAUGCGAUAUCUCGCAUCCGUCAAUCCACCUGAUUCGGGAGCGAAGGGCAGAACAAAACUGUCCUUGGACGAGGCCAGCGAAGUGGAACGCCAAAUUCUUGCUACCAAUCCGAUUCUCGAGGCGUUCGGUAACGCCAAGACGACGCGGAAUGACAACUCUUCCCGUUUUGGUAAAUACAUCCAGAUCCUUUUCGACGGCAGACAAGAAAUUGUAGGAGCCAGAAUACGGACGUACCUUCUGGAGCGAUCGAGGCUGGUUUAUCAACCCCUCACAGAGCGCAAUUACCACAUCUUCUAUCAGCUCUGCGCUGGUGCGCCGAUCAAGGAGCGCAAGGACCUUGGUCUGGAUACCGAUAUUACCAAGUUCCACUACUUGAAGCAGGGAGGGCCAAUGUCGACGCCUAUCGUUGGCGUUGAUGAUGCAGAGGAAUUCCGUGCUACGCAACAAGCGCUCUCCACCGUUGGGAUCAGUGUGGAGAAACAAUGGGCAGUCUUUAAGCUACUGGCUGCGUUACUCCAUCUGGGAAACGUGGCCAUUACACAGAUGCGGAACGACGCGAUAGUCGAGGAUACGGAUCCGGCUCUUCAGCUCUCGACUCGAUUCCUCGGUAUCACACUAGCCGAGUUCAAAAAGUGGACCAUCAAGAAGCAGAUUACCACUCGUUCGGAGAAAAUCGUCACAUCAUUGAAUGCAGCCCAGGCUACCGUCGUACGCGAUUCCGUGGCGAAGUUCGUAUAUGCAUGCUUGUUUGAAUGGCUGGUUGCCAUUGUCAACGAGAGCUUAGCUGGCGAAGGUGGAGAAGCAACUCAGCGAGCGGAGAUGUUCAUUGGCGUCCUCGAUAUCUACGGGUUCGAGCACUUCCAAAAGAAUUCGUUCGAGCAGUUCAGCAUUAACUACGCCAACGAGAAGCUGCAACAAGAGUUUUAUGCGCAUGUAUUCAAACUGGAACAAGACGAAUACGUGCGCGAACAGAUAAACUGGACCUUCAUUGAUUUCUCGGACAAUCAGCCUUGCAUCGAUGUCAUAGAAGGGAAACUGGGAGUACUGGCUCUUCUGGACGAGGAGUCUCGGCUACCAUCGGGCAGCGAUUCCUCGUUCUUACAAAAGCUUAAUACGCAGCUGAACAAACCCGAAUACAAGAAUGUCUUCAAGAAACCGCGGUUCGGAAACUCGGCCUUUACUAUAGCACAUUAUGCGCUUGACGUCACGUAUGAAGUAGAAGGUUUCCUCGAGAAGAAUCGCGACACCGUUCCGGACGAACAUAUGACGCUGCUUGCCUCUACCAAGAACUCGUUCCUCAAGGAAGUACUGGAUGCUGCUCUUGAUCAGUCUAAGCCACUUGAUAGCCCUCGGACUCCUGGAUCUCCAGCCCCUUCCGAUUCGGGAAGUGGGGGUUCUCGACGAGCAUCCGUAAUUCCAGAUCCUGGUCGUCCAUCUCUGGUCUCGUCUGGUCCCACAUCCGGCCCCAAACGCCCCGGUGCUGUUUCCAGGAAGCCAACACUGGGAUCGAUAUUCAAGGCGUCUUUGAACAACCUCAUGGAGACGCUUCACGUUACCAACGUCCAUUACAUCCGGUGCAUAAAACCAAAUGAGGCGAAAAAGGCAUGGGAAUUCCAACCUCAGCAAGUGCUCGGUCAACUGCGAGCCUGCGGCGUCCUGGAAACCAUCCGGAUUAGUUGUGCUGGUUACCCGACUCGCUGGACGUACGAGGAAUUCGUUGAGCGGUACUACAUGCUUGUACCCUCUUCAGAAUGGGCCCCGAAAAUCCAGAAUCUCGAGUUGAAGAGCCUGUGCUCUACGAUUCUAGAGAAAACCAUCGCCGAUCCGGACAAGUAUCAGAGCGGGUUGACAAAAAUAUUCUUCCGGGCGGGCAUGCUCGCUGCGCUCGAAUCACUACGAGCUGAUCGCCUCAAUGCAUUGGUCACAGUGGUGCAGAAGAACGUGCGCAGGAAGCUAGCGAUGACCAGCUAUCAGCGGAUGCGCCGAGCCGCUAUCAGGAUACAGACUUGGUGGCGCAUGAAUAUGGCCAAGCGAUUUGUUCACCGCGUCAGGCAACAAACGGCUGCUAUCCGUUUACAAACUGCAAUUCGCCGGUUUGUUCAGAUGAAGGUAUUUGCGGAUAUCAGGAAUUCGGUGGUCAUGUUCCAGAGCCUUGCACGCGGAAGGCAGACUCGACGGCGGCUGAUGCAUACUAGACGCUCGAAUGCAGCAACGCUUCUCCAAAGCUUGCUUCGUGGGAUGCGCUCACGCAAAUGUUAUCGUGCCGAUGUUCGCCAUGUUGUGUGGAUGCAAUCUUGCAUUCGUCGCCGCUUGGCUCGAAAAGAGUUGAAAGCGCUCAAGGCAGAAGCUCGUUCUGUUUCCAAGUUCAAGGAGAUAUCCUACCGACUCGAGAACAAGGUGGUCGAACUCACACAAACGCUGCAAUCUCGGACUCAGGAGAAAAAGGAGCUACAGUUGCGCUUGGCGGAGCUGGAACAGCAAUUGCAACAAUGGACUGCCAAAUUCGAGGAGGCUGAUGCACGAAACAAGCAGCUUCAGUCCGACCUGGUGUCUGCUCAUGCGGAGGUAUCGCGUGGUCAGGAGCUCAUUAAGGUCAAGGCGGACUUGGAGAAACGCCUGGAAGACGCCCUCAACAAGGCGACACAACGGGAGGCCGCUUUCCAACAGAUGUCCGACACCCUUGCCCGCCAGUCCGCGCAGCUGGAGGAGCAGCAAAAAGCCAUCGAUGCCAAACCGAUCCGAAAUACUGAAGAUGGCUCUAUCAUCAUGACCUUGAAAAACGAAGUCAGUAGCCUACGCGAACAACUGAAUCGCGCCAACGCUCUCAACGUUCUUACGAGAGGCAGCCGGCCAGAGCCUACUUCCCCAACCUUUGCCCCCGUCCUCCGGCUCGGGGAACUCCCUGCCGCCGCUGGUGCCACAAAUGGCGACAACACCGUUAAUGAACUGAAGGGCCAUCAGCGCAGGCACAGUUCCGCAGGCGUAUUCUCCAUGGCGUCUAGUGAUCAUCGCGCUUCUGUCGACGAACUCAUGAUAUCCGUCAAACGGAAUCAAAGCAUGAAUCCUCGCGCCGUCUCCGUCGCAUACAACGGCGCCGAGAAUGGUCUGGCUCGAUUCCGAGCUCCAAGCGGCCUCUCGGAUAUAUCGGACGAUCCUGCGGAGGAGAAGAUUCGCCUCCUGACGGACGCGGUGCGAUUAGACGCGGACGUCCUUGAUGGUCUCAUUCGCGGCCUCAAAAUUCCAGCUCCGAGUCUCACCACCGCCACUCCGAUCAAGGAGAUACUGUUCCCCGCGAAUCUCAUCAGCUUGGUCACCAAUGAGAUGUGGAAAUACGGGCUCAUACCCGAGAGCGAACGGUUCUUGGCUAGCGUCAUGCAGACUAUCCAGUCUCAUGUCAUGUCUUUUACCGGCGAAGAUGCGAUCAUUCCUGGGAUUUUUUGGCUGUCCAACGUUCACGAAAUGCUAUCUUUCAUCUGCGUUGCCGAGAGCGACAUGUUACAGGGCAUAGGUCCGGGCGAGGAGACUGCUGGGCGUCCAUUUGAUUGGAGUGACUACGAACGUCUCGUCACUGUGGUGAAGCAUGAUCUCGACAGCCUCGAGUACAACAUCUACCACACGUGGAUGAUGGAGACAAAGAAGCGACUAAACAAGAUGGUAAUCCCGGCCCUCAUCGAAAGCCAGUCACUACCCGGCUUCACAACUUCUGACGGCGGAGGACGGCUACUGAAUCGGCUCCUGAAUACGAACUCGCAGCCAGCGUUUAGUAUGGAUGAUAUACUCAACCUUCUGAACAAGGUUUGGAAGAGUUUGAAGAGUUACUGCAUGGAAGAAUCCGUCGUACAACAGGUUAUCACCGAAUUGCUGAAGUUGAUUGGCGUCACGAGCUUUAAUGACUUGCUGAUGAGGCGCAAUUUCUCGUCGUGGAAGCGAGCUAUGCAAAUACAGUACAACAUCACCCGUAUCGAAGAAUGGUGCAAAUCACAUGAUAUGCCCGAGGGUACACUGCAAUUGGAGCAUUUGAUGCAGGCCACUAAGCUGCUUCAAUUGAAGAAGGCCACAACGGCGGAUAUCGAGAUCAUAUAUGACGUAUGCUGGAUGCUCAGUCCCAUGCAGAUACAGCGCAUGUGCACAAACUACUACGUUGCUGAUUACGAGACCCCCAUCUCGCCCGAGAUCCUUCGAGUCGUUGCUUCAAGAGUGAAUACUAAUGAUCGCAACGACCAUUUACUGCUGGCUCCCGAAUCGGAGGAAGUUGGGCCAUACGAACUUCCUCUACCCCGAGAAGUUUCAGGCUUAGAGACAUACGUUCCAGCCUACCUGAACGUAUCUCACCUUCGAAGAUUAGCCGCUCUCGUGGCAUAGCCGGCUAUUAUAUCUGCAUUUACGUAUCGCACGGUUUUUAUGUAUACCUGGACCGCAUUCGGAAUAGUUCUUUCUCAUGACCAUGUGCUAUCUCAACGGCUUUUCACGCCACUGUAUAAUGCAUCC
Punctularia strigosozonata HHB-11173 SS5 is the source of this 5090-nucleotide messenger RNA. RefSeq lists its product as uncharacterized. The record is from RefSeq and is a predicted model, not a curated record. NCBI's taxonomy places the organism in Eukaryota, Fungi, Basidiomycota, Agaricomycetes, Corticiales, Punctulariaceae. The coding region runs from base 60 to 4964 and encodes 1634 amino acids. Gene Ontology annotation, cellular component: myosin complex; actin cytoskeleton; cytoplasm. Gene Ontology annotation, biological process: vesicle transport along actin filament; actin filament organization. Gene Ontology annotation, molecular function: microfilament motor activity; actin filament binding; ATP binding. The transcript has 15 exons.